AUGACUGGUCGGAGAUUAUGGUGGUGCAUUUUUGCAGCACUGCCUGAGUCAGGCAUGUGCGCCGUUGAUGCGUUGCCUGUGAGCUUUGCGACGGUGGGGGUGGUAGGUCGACCUCAACUGGAUCUCUUGAGCUAUUGCGAGUUCAAGGCACCCGAUAGCGAUUGGCGUUCGACAAUUGGAGAGCCUCUGCUUGAGCACACCACGCUGACACAAGGCCCGGCUUUUGCGAGUUGUCAACUAUUUGGGUUCUCCUCACACGGAUACUUCCAGCCGGACACAUUUCUCCGGGUCCGCGAGGGCGACAACGAUACAGACAUCGAUUAUCAACUGUACAAGGACUAUUCAGACAAAGGCGAGGACGUGAAAGACAAUGAUGAGACCAGUGCGACAAUCUCCUGCGACAUCUGCGGCCUAACUUUCAGCCAAGCUGGCCAACUCGCGCGUCACGAGAGGUCGGUGCAUACCUCUUCGAGGCCCUUUGUAUGCCCAGAUUGUGAUGCAAAGUUUACUCGUGGAUACAAUCUAAAACGGCAUCGGAAACGACUUCACGAUUACACGUCAGACGACAACAACACUUCCACCUCACGGGAUGACAUCACUUCUACCUCACGCGACGACAUUACUUCUACCUCACGGGACGACAUUACUUCUACCUCACGGGACGUACGACGAAGUGUCUCAACCGCAGUCGAAUCUCGCGAGCUUCUGAAAUUAGGUCCAGGAGGAAUCAGAGCUUUUCAAGAAGCAUUCGAGUUUGCCCGGCCUCCAUCGCCCCCAUCUCCAACAGGCUCCGGUCUUGCCAACAACUCAGCUCAUCGACUUGCCACACCAACCGACCAAGAACUAAUCGCUUCAGAGCGUAGGCACUUCGAGCGACAUGUACCUCGGGGAACGGCUGGAGAAGAACUUGUUCGUCUGCGGAGCGACUGGCACCAGAGGUUGGCUAUACUACACUUGAAGGAGGGUACGAAAGCUCUGCGGAGAUUGCAUCGUGUCUAUGGUGCUAAUAAGAAUCCGGAUGAGGAAUAA
Molecule: messenger RNA, 1029 nt
Organism: Parastagonospora nodorum SN15
Lineage: Eukaryota; Fungi; Ascomycota; Dothideomycetes; Pleosporales; Phaeosphaeriaceae
Exons: 4
Coding region: 1-1029 (342 amino acids)
Biological process (GO): regulation of transcription by RNA polymerase II
Cellular component (GO): nucleus
Molecular function (GO): DNA-binding transcription factor activity, RNA polymerase II-specific; sequence-specific DNA binding
Source: RefSeq, a predicted model, not a curated record